AAAAUAAAAAAUUUACACCUAAAUCUCAUCUUAGCUCGCAUCCACUUAGCAAUUAUCUUUCUAAUCCUGAUAUUGUUACACUUUCAAGACUUACAAAAUCUGAUAAUAAUCAUUCUGUUUCAUUUUGGAAAACACUUGCUGAAAUGGGUGAGCAUGGCACUUUUAAUAAAAAAAGAGCUUUUGAAGACCUGUGUGAAGUUAUGGUUGAAAUAACAAAACAAUAUAAAGCAGGAAAAGAUUACAAAAUUUAA
Cetraspora pellucida is the source of this 251-nucleotide messenger RNA. Lineage: Eukaryota; Fungi; Glomeromycota; Glomeromycetes; Diversisporales; Gigasporaceae. The record is from the annotation of a GenBank genome assembly.